Molecule: messenger RNA, 2201 nt
Organism: Annulohypoxylon maeteangense
Lineage: Eukaryota; Fungi; Ascomycota; Sordariomycetes; Xylariales; Hypoxylaceae
Product: endoplasmic oxidoreductin
Exons: 2
Coding region: 149-1978 (609 amino acids)
Biological process (GO): protein folding in endoplasmic reticulum
Cellular component (GO): endoplasmic reticulum membrane; endoplasmic reticulum
Molecular function (GO): FAD binding; protein-disulfide reductase activity; thiol oxidase activity
Source: RefSeq, a predicted model, not a curated record
UCUAAUAAUAAUUAGGUGUCCAUUCCUCCUAUAUAUCCGGGGACACCCUGUCGCCCGCCAUGAAAUCCGCGAAGCUCUUUUACCUAACGCUCUUCGCGCUUUGGGGAACACCUGGGCAAUGUAAGGGCAAAGAAGCUCAAGAUGAAUCAUGCGCAGUAUGUCGCCUUCGUUGUACAACAUAGUUAUCUAUAUCUACUUCACAGCCAGUUCACUGGCAGCGACCCCGUCGCAAUAUGAAUUCUUAAUCUCUAACCAAAAUGAAACCGUCCAGAUCUCACCCCGCGCAAUCGUAUCUGACGCAUGUGCUUCCUAUUCUACACUCGAAAAAUUAAACCGAAAAGUCAAACCCGCUCUAGACCAACUUACUCAAGAAACCGACUUCUUCUCCUACUACCGUCUAAAUCUGUUCAAUAAAAAAUGUCCGUUUUGGAACGACGAAAAUGCCAUGUGUGGCAAUAUAGCUUGCGCUGUAAACACGAUAGACAAUGAAGAAGAUAUACCCAAAAUCUGGAGAGCAAGCGAGUUGAGCAAGUUGGAGGGGCCGUCCGCGAAACAUCCCGGAAAGACAGUACAGAAGGAACGGCCGAAAAAGCCAUUGCAGGGCAUAUUAGGAGAGAAUGUUGGCGAGAGCUGUAUCGUGGAAUACGACGAUGAAUGUGACGAGCGAGAUUACUGUGUGCCAGAGGAUGAGAGCGCGAGCGCAAAGGGCGACUACGUCAGUUUAGUUCACAACCCCGAACGUUUCACAGGAUACGCUGGUGAAGGUGCUAAGAUGGUUUGGGAUGCUAUCUACAGAGAGAACUGCUUCCAGAGGUCAUCGUUUCCUCAUUCGGCCUCUCUUGGAAUCAGUCCUGUUGCCAAGGGACCGGCUGCGCAAGACUUCCGGAACGUUCUCCAAGAUGCGGAGCGCCAGCAGAUUUUGCAACAGCACCAACAAGACCCAAACACUAUAUUUGCGCAGGCCGGGCUAGAGGGUGAGGGCGACUGUUUGGAAAAGCGUGUAUUCUACCGCGUAGUGUCCGGCAUGCACGCGAGUAUCAGCACACACCUUUGCUGGGACUUCUUGAACCAGACUACUGGUGAAUGGCAACCCAAUGUGGGUUGCUACAAGGGUCGCCUGCACACAUUCCCUGAUCGCAUUUCCAAUUUAUACUUCAACUACGCACUUCUUACCCGCGCAGUCGCCAAGAUCGGUCCGCAUCUGCAAGAUUACACUUUUUGCACAGGAGAUCCGGACCAGGAUGCCGCUACGAAGGCCAAGGUCCUCGCCGUGACACAAGGAGCGGCUUCUGUACCCCAAAUCUUCGAUGAGGGCCUCAUGUUUAAGAACGGUGAGGGACCAUCGCUGAAAGAGGAUUUCAAGAACCGAUUCCGUAAUGUCAGCCGUGUUAUGGACUGCGUUGGUUGCGAUAAAUGCAGACUCUGGGGCAAGCUGCAGACCGCAGGGUACGGCGCGGCAUUGAAAGUGCUAUUUGAAUUCGACAACGACAGUGACGAAAUUCCGAUGCUCAAGCGUACGGAACUUGUAGCCCUAUUUAACACCUACGCAAGACUUAGCAGCUCGAUGAGAGCCAUCGUUGGGUUUAGGGGCAUGGUCGAGGCUGAGGAGAAGCCGAAACAAAACGUCAUUCCUGACCGAGCCAAAAAGCCACACGCAGUUAGCGUCUCACCAAAACCAUCACACACCCCACCUGUAGACGCCGAAUCAGAGCUAGAGGACGGUUGGGACAAAGAGGAAGGCGAUGUGCCACCCAAGCGAGAACGCCGCCAACCCGAAACAACGGGCGACGUCUUCAACGACGAAUUUGCUAGAGUGGUUAAAGCAACCAAGAUCGUCCUAGAAAACUGGAUCGCCUUCCCAAAGACUUUCUCCCGGAUCCUCAUCUUGGAAUUACAACGUCUCUGGGAAUUCUAUAUUGGCUUGCCGAUCACACCUCGUACCUGGUCAUUUCAGAGACCCAGCCUCGACGAGCUAUAGAAUUGCUCUUGGCAUAUGCGAGAUUUGCGCUGGACUGCAGAGUUGAAAUAGACUAUCAUCGAGCGUUUUGUAUACAUAAAUCACUUUGCGCGCGCAUCAAGCAAGCAUACAUGGGCGGAGUUUUGGGCGUUUUAAUACUAGGGAGGACGGGUUGGUAACCCCUUAAAAUUGUCAUGUGUUUUUAUUAUGUGCAUUGUGCAUACCUGAUAGCGUACUAUACCCU